ACAUCUUUGCACUAUAUGAGUCCAUACCAGAUGAAUGCAUAUGCCAUGGCCCUGAAGGCUGUGGGGGAAAUUAUCCAGGACUAUGACAGUGACAAACUCUUCCCUGCAUACGGCUUUGGAGCUAAACUUCCCCCAGAUGGCAAGAUCUCCCACGCCUUUCCACUGAACUUUAACACAGAGAACCCAAACUGUGUUGGGAUUGAAGGUGUACUAGAGGCGUACUUUCAGAGCCUGCGAACUGUUCAGCUGUAUGGCCCAACCAACUUUGCUCCUGUCAUCAACCAAGUGGCUCGGUGUGCUGCAGAAGUGACUGAUGGCUCACAGUACUUUGUGCUGCUGAUGAUCACAGAUGGUGUCAUCUCGGACAUGGCUCAGACCAAAGAGGCAGUGGUCAAUGCAGCCUCCCUGCCAAUGUCUAUCAUUAUAGUAGGAGUGGGCCCUGCUGAGUUUGAUGCUAUGGAGGAGCUGGAUGGAGAUGAGGUCAGAGUGUCUUCCAGGGGACGCUUUGCUGAGAGAGACAUCGUCCAGUUUGUUCCUUUCCGGGACUACAUCGACCGGUCGGGAAACCAGGUCCUGAGCAUGGCCCGUCUGGCUAAGGAUGUCCUGGCAGAAAUUCCCGACCAGUUGUUAUCGUUCAUGAAGAGUCGAGGGAUUGAACCACGGCCCCCCCUGCCUGUCACCUCUGACUCCCCCUCAGUGUCCUCCAUGACUGCAACCAACACUUCUACAAUCAAGCACCACAACACUCAGGCCUGA
Messenger RNA from Archocentrus centrarchus (flier cichlid), 756 nucleotides. RefSeq names its product copine-9-like. Lineage: Eukaryota; Metazoa; Chordata; Actinopteri; Cichliformes; Cichlidae. The transcript has 6 exons. Gene Ontology annotation, molecular function: calcium-dependent phospholipid binding. Gene Ontology annotation, cellular component: plasma membrane. Gene Ontology annotation, biological process: cellular response to calcium ion. The coding region runs from base 16 to 756 and encodes 246 amino acids. The record is from RefSeq and is a predicted model, not a curated record.